AUGCAUCUACUCAUCGAAGUUGAAUCAGGAAUCUUACUCUUCAUUCAUAAGACUUUUGUUAAUAUUAACGAACUUUUAACCUGUCCACAUGAUCAUGAUUGGAAUAUAAAUAAGUGUCAAUGGCAAGAUUUAUAUUGGCCCAAUGCUGUUCAUCUUUCUCUCUCCAUUCAACAAGCAAGUGAUUUAUUUCUUCUUCAUCAUCGUGCAUUACCCAUUCUCGAUCAUCUUUGCGUCACUAUUUUCAACCCAGUCAAAUGUUUUACAAAAGUUAUCGAAAAUGAUUUGGAACUGAAAAAUACAACGAAUAUGAUGAUAUUCCGUCUUCGUUCACUUCAACUAAGUCACAUAUCACUUGCUCAACUUCUUAUAUAUCUUUCAUCAAUACAUAUGCCUUUACUCGAAAAAUUAACAUUAAUUGAUGUUUAUGAUAAUACACUCAAUCAUCUUAACCAAUUUCAACAAUACUUUCAAUCAAAAACAAAUAUGCCUGCUCUUCAACCAUCGUCUUUCAAAUUUCUCUUACGCUUUCCUGGUGAAUUCGAAUAUGAGUGGAAAAGAAAUCGCAAUUAUGAAUGGCCAUUCGAAACCACUAACAUUGAUUACUGUCUCGAAGAGUAUCGUCUAUCUUUUUUUCAAUACUGGCGUGCAAGACUAGAACCACCAAUACCAAAAUAUUCUCUUCUUAUUUUCACUAUUUCGGCUCUGUCUUACCGUCGAACUGUACAUAAUCACUCUUUCGCAAUGAAACUUAAACAAACAUCACAAGCAUCAUCAAUUUUAUGGACUUGCAAUCAGAUUGACAAUUCACAACAGAUUUUUGAUAGUCUGGUCAAGUUAAAAACAACAAAGACACUUGCCAUCAUUGAUUGGAAAGGAACACGCUCACAAAAUGUACGUUAA
Adineta steineri is the source of this 900-nucleotide messenger RNA. The record is from the annotation of a GenBank genome assembly. Lineage: Eukaryota; Metazoa; Rotifera; Eurotatoria; Adinetida; Adinetidae.